GAGAGGCCCUCGCUCCAUAAGAAAUGACAUUUAUUAACGGGAAAUGCUAUAUAUACGGCCAUGAAACGUGGACUACUACUGUAGACAUAGGUCAAUCCACACAGGUUCAACAUGCUUACCUCCGCGUUCCUCUUGAGCGUUGCUUCGCUGUCGCUGGCAGCUCCCACCGCCAAGGCGGGGCCCAAGUACCUGUUCUCCUUCGGAGACUCUUACUCCCAGACCGGCUUUGAGAUCACCGGCACGAAGCCCUCUGCGGCGAACCCUCUGGGUAACCCGGACUUCCCCGGCUGGACAACCAGCGGCGGUACCAAUUGGAUCGGCCACCUCGUGCGCGACUACAAUGCGACUUCGCUGUAUUCAUUCAACCUUGCGUCCGGAGGCGCCACGGUCGACGCGACGCUCGUGAAGCCGUAUGCGGAUACCGUGCUGAGCCUUGUGGACCAGGUCGGUCAGUUCAGCGCGAACCUCGCGUCGAAGCCGGACUAUGCGCCGUGGACGAGCGAGGAUGCGUUGUUCGCGGUCUGGCUGGGCGUUAACGACGUUGGAAACAGCUGGUAUGGCGACGACGAGACGACACUGCUGGGAAAAAUCAUGGACCAGUACUUCAACCAGACCAGGACUCUCUACGCCGCGGGUGCGCGCAACUUUGUCUUCCUGGGAACGCCUCCCGUCAACCGCUCGCCGUCGAUGCUGGAGCAGAGCGAGGACAACCAAAACGGCGAGGCCAAGGUCAUCACCCAGUUCAACGACCUGCUCAAGAGCCGGGCCGACACGUUUGUCGAGAACCACGACGACGCGACCGUGGUGGUGGUCGACACGCAGGCGCCGUUCAACAAGGUCCUGGACAGCCCUGCCGACUAUGGCGCCAACAACGCGACGUGCUAUAACGAGGACGGCAAGACGUGCCUCUGGUACAACGACUUACACCCGGGCUUGGAGAUCCAUAACCAGGUGGCGCAGGCGGUCGCGGCGGCGUAUACCGAGGGAGGGUUUUUCCAGACGGCGUCGUCGUAG
Aplosporella prunicola CBS 121167 is the source of this 1014-nucleotide messenger RNA. Its product is annotated as carbohydrate esterase family 16 protein. Gene Ontology annotation, molecular function: hydrolase activity, acting on ester bonds. The transcript has 3 exons. NCBI's taxonomy places the organism in Eukaryota, Fungi, Ascomycota, Dothideomycetes, Botryosphaeriales, Aplosporellaceae. The record is from RefSeq and is a predicted model, not a curated record. Bases 112 to 1014 code for a protein of 300 amino acids.